UCAGCGCGAGCUCCUUCCUGUUGUUCAAAAAAAAAGUUCCUUCAAGCUCCGGACAACUGCCCGGGGGCGUCCCCCUCCACUCUCAAGAAUUAAAUAAAGCAAUAAGCAUUCCCGAAUCAAUGAUUAAUAAAGGAUAAAACAUCACAGAGGCGAUUAAAAGUGAAAACCGACGGGUGUUUUGACACGCACGGCCGCAGCUGGCGACUGGGACAGGCCGGCGCCUCCUGGAACCUUCCAGAGCCCGAUGACCGUUACUCUUAAAGGCGCAGACCACCCUGCCCGGCUCCUUUAACUAGAUUUUAAAUUUUAGCCAAAAUAGGCGCACGUACUAUAUAUAUAUAUAUAUAUAUAUAUAUAUUAUAUAUUUUUUUAAAAUAAACACUCUAUCCACCAAAGUAGCAUUUCUUUCUCGCACUGCCCUUUUGCACACCGCUUGGAAACUGGACCCUUUCGGCAGUGGCCUCGGAGCGGACAAUGCCUGGGCAGCAGCCGCAGAGAGACAAAGAAAAGGACGAGGAGAAGGCUGAUGAGGAGAUGGAGCAGGAUUCCCCAGAGAAUGAGGAAAGCUCGGAUGAAGACAGCGGCAGUUCCUCCGCGUCUGAGGAGGAGGGCGAGGACAGCUCAGAGAUGGACGAUGAGGACUGCGAGAGGCGCCGCACCGAGUGCUUGGACGAGAUGUCAGACCUGGAGAAGCAGUUCACGGAUCUGAAAGAACAACUGUACAAAGAGAGACUGAGCCAGGUGGAAGCCAAGCUGGACGAGGUGAUCGCAGGGAAAGCAACUGAGUACUUGGAGCCCCUGGCUGUCCUGCAGAAGAACAUGAAAAUCAGAACUGAGGUAGCAGGUGUAUAUAAAGGUCUGUGUUUGGAGGUAAUCAGAAAUAGGUACGAAUGUGAACUGCAAGGAGCUCGGCAACAUCUGGAGAGUGAGAAGCUGAUGCUGUUUGAUAAUAUGCAGAAUGAGCUGCUGGAAAGAAUUCAGCGACUGGAAGAGGACAAGCAGAGUAUAGACAUCACCUCUGAAUGGUGGAACGAGGAGGUCCGCGGCAAGCGGAGCAAGAAGAAGUCCGACAUGCUGAAACCAGUAAAGAAGAAGAAGGUGGCGACAGUGUCUGGUCCAUAUAUAGUCUACAUGUUACGAGAUAUUGAUAUUUUGGAGGACUGGGCUGCCAUCAAAAAGGCGAAAGCAGUCAUCAGUCAGCAGAAGAGAAAAUCAGAUGGUACUGGUUCUGAUGCAGCCCACGGUAAGAAGGCAAAAGUUUCGGCACAGCUCUUAAGUGACUCGGUGCUGCCCAAGCAGGAGAAGCAUUUGUACAUGGCGAAGUGUGAAGAUGGCAGACUGUUCUACGAGGGAGACUGGUACACCAAAGGGCAGAGCAUUGUACUGGAAAUGAAGGAUGAGACGCCCUCGCAUGCACUGAUCACGGCUGUCAGUACGGGAGAGGUCUGGCUCCGCCGUUCCGAUGGCAGCAAAACCAAGCUGUACGUCAGCCAGCUUCAGAAAGGGAAGUACUCCAUCCAUAAAGCGUGAACUUUGACACUAACCCUUCGGAGCCCUAAAGGGAGUCUCAAUUAAUUGCAAAAUAAUAUAUAUUUAUCAAUUGCUGUAUAUGAUAAGCAACCUCCUACCCAGGGUUUUAUGUGGAAGAUUGUUGGGAAGUUGCUAUACCGUGCACAGUUGUCAAACCAAUGUGGAAAAGAUACUCUUUGACACCUAGAGUAAAACCUUUGGGUAAACAGCCGGCUUUGGGGAGGCCGGACUAAUAGAAUUCCCCCCCCCCCCCCCCCCCAGUGCCUCCUCUCCAGAUUACUAGCAAGAUUCAUAGCACUUUUCCCUUUUGAUGACCACCCUGCACUAAGACUCAAAUCUGUGUGCAAUGUUUGCCACAGAAUUGAAAGCCCAGUCGGAGCAUGUAUCCAGCCGGUGCUUUAUGGAUUCCAGUUGCACAGUAGAGCUCGCCUGUGGGUGGAUACAGCCUUCCAUUAAUUGUACAGCACUUUUUUUAAAAAGAAGAAUGAACUGAUCCUAUACUGGAGCACUAAAACCAUAGAGAUCGCGUAGAUAAAAAGUUUAUUGCAAAUCUAUCAACAUUUUAAAAAAAGACAUCUAUUAAAAUAAAUAUUUGACAUUUAGGCUGUUCUUGAUUGUCAUUUUUGAUUGGCUGCCUCUUGUGUCUCGUUCUCUUCUCUCAGUCAUUCCCAAGUAGAGUUCCAACACGUUCCCAACAGCCCAGUAUUAGGGAGGGGAAGGUAUCAGAGCAGAGUGCGCUGCGCAAAACCUACGUGCCUUGCUAUUCUUGCCCCCGCUGCUUAACAACCUUGCAGAGUUGAGUGACACGGUACCUUGAUUUGGGUGGGGGGGGGGGGGGGGGUUUGAGAGUGCCUGUACCCCAGCACUUCUGAGAUGAGGGAAGAGCAUCCUCAGCAGAGUGGCCUUCAACACUGGAGCGAGUGAGACAGAUCUGUCGGUCGGGCAUCUGCAGAGGAUAUCCACAACACAGCCAAGGAUACACUCCUCCCAGUGUAAAUGUAAGUGACUUGUCGCUGAGAAAGGAAAGAGAGUGGUCCAUUUGGUUGUGCACACGUGGGACAGAGUAUGGCCGAUACUUUGAAGAAGCUGCAGGUAUCUGGCUGCCAAGUUCUGGCAGUUUCACUUUGGCGUGUCUGUGACCAAAUCACCUUCUUAAGGCUCGAUGUGAGCUUUGAGGGGAAGAGGCAGGUAGUUGGAAGGCUACCCAUUGAACUAAACGUUUGGAAAAGAUUGUUAGCGGGAGAAGGUGCACAAGAAAGCUACCUUCAGGAAAGAUGUCCAUGAGGUUGAAAGGGUACAGAGAAAAUUUACAGAGAUGUUUACAAAGAUUGAAUAGGUUUGGACUUUAUUCCUUGGAACUUAGAAGAUUGAGGGGAGAUUUGAUAGAGGGGUACAAAAUUGUGAGGGGUAUGGACAGGGUAAAUGCAAGCAGGCUUUUUCCACUGAGGUUGGGUGGGUCUACAACCAGAGGUCAUGGGUUAAGGGUGAAAGGGGAAAAGUUUAAGGGGAUCGUGAGGGGAAACUUUUUCACUCAGAGGGUUGUGGAAGUGAGGAACAAGCUGCCAGUGCAAGUGGUUCAUGCAAGCUCUAUUUUUAACAUUUAAAGAGAAGUUUGGAUAGGUACAUGGAUGGUAGGGGUAUGGAGGGCUAUGGUCCCCAUGCAGGUUGAUGGGAGUAGGCAGGUUAGUUUGGCAUGGUCUAAAUGGGCUCAAGGAUCUGUUUCUGUGUGUACUUUUCUAUGACUUUAACAUAAUUUUUUAAUGUAUGAAUGCUUACUCAAGUUUCUUCAAUGCUGGAGGGAAUGUACCUAGAGGACAUUGACUAUUAACGUUUUGGAGCUAGAUCACUGAUCAUGCUUCCAUCCUGUCUCUUUAACACAGGAGAUGGUAGAAAUCCAGAGUAACACACAAUGCUGGAGGAGCUAAGCAGGUCAGGUCUCCAGGACUUGGAGAGGUCUCGGCUUGAAACCUUGACCCUGUUCCUUUGUGCCUGACCUGCCGAGUUCCUCCAGCAUCUUGUGUUAUCCUACAUCUUUUGGCUCUCAUUCUCCACAUAACAGGUUCAUUGAAUAAUUUCUCAGUGAGUAGUCCUGUGGUCCCCAUUUCUCAAAUGCCCUAUCCUUGUUCGUGUGUGUACUUCCGCAGCGCUGCUAGACCUUCAGCCGUCUCUGACGUCCACGCAACGCUUCACACCCCCCCACCCCAACAUCUUGACGGAAGUGUGGCCCUUGAAUGCAAACCCUAGAAUGGCUCCAGAAUGUCCUCUCUCUGCGGUGACAACAGAACCUGUAAGCCUUUUAGAAAUUGAAACAUUCCCGAGAAAGUACAGCUAAGAAAACUACAGCGAUGCUUUCGAGGUUUGAACUUUUCACCUUGUCGAUCUAUUAAGCAGGAAAGUUGGGCCAUUUUACCUUCAAGCUGCGUAUUACUGAUUGACCAGUGGCUUCACGUCCUAUAUUAGUAUCUACAUCACAGUCCAGUCUCUAAAAUAACAGCGGUACACUCAAUAAGGCAGCUGAUGGCGCCCUCUGUUGCCAACACGUGGCCAAAGUCUUUCAACUCUCCUUUUGGUUCAAAUUGGAAAGUGGCUGCCUAGCCAAAUCUUCUGCAAACGGAAACCUAUGGCGCCACUGUCCAGGAGUUCUUUGGUUUAGCAUUCUGGAUGUGGUCAAACUAGCCACCAAAUUGUGUUUAUAAAAAAAAAAAUCUUUUAAAACGAUCAUUCGAUAUAAAAUACAUAUUGGACAACUAAGCACCAUCAACCAAAGGUAAUGGUAAACUACGGCUUCUUUUCCUCCCCCUGCAUUGUUUCUGAAUGUUAAACGCGUCUUUCCAAAAAAAUUAAACAAA
Hypanus sabinus (Atlantic stingray) is the source of this 4379-nucleotide messenger RNA. RefSeq names its product breast cancer metastasis-suppressor 1 homolog. The transcript is spliced from 12 exons. The record is from RefSeq and is a predicted model, not a curated record. NCBI's taxonomy places the organism in Eukaryota, Metazoa, Chordata, Chondrichthyes, Myliobatiformes, Dasyatidae. Gene Ontology annotation, cellular component: Sin3-type complex. Gene Ontology annotation, biological process: negative regulation of transcription by RNA polymerase II. Bases 475 to 1530 code for a protein of 351 amino acids. Gene Ontology annotation, molecular function: histone deacetylase binding.